AUGUCCGUCCCAGGUGCAACACCGUUCAAAAUUGCUGUCCCGGAUGAUGCCUUGAAACAACUCAAGGCCAAGCUCGACCUUGCAACAUUUCCUGACGAACUCGAAGAUGUGGAGUGGGACUACGGCACCCCCCUCAAAGAUGUCAAACGGCUCGUGGAUAGGUGGCGUAAUGGCUACGACUGGCGCGAGCAUGAAGCUAAGUUGAAUGCCGAGCUUCCCCAAUUCACCAGGGAUAUCGAAGUCGAAGGACACGGGACGUUGAACGUCCAUUAUGUCCACCAGGAAAGCAGCAAUGAGAAAGCCAUUCCGUUGUUGUUCGUCCAUGGAUGGCCUGGCAGCUUCAUCGAAGUUCGAAAGAUAUUGCCGCUCUUAACCAAAGGAACAGAAGGGCCUAGCUUCCAUGUCGUAGCCGUAGGAUUGCCUGGUUACGGAUUUUCUGAGGCUCCCAAGAAGAAAGGAUUUAGUACCCCACAGUACGCGGAGGUUGGCCACAAGUUGAUGUUGUCUUUGGGUUAUAAUGAGUAUGUGACUCAAGGAGGCGACUGGGGUUCUCUCAUCACGCGUCAGAUAGCAAGUGAAUACGGCGGGAAAGCAUCCAAGGCAUGGCACACCAACAUGCCGAUGGCGUUGUCACCUCACCCACUGUAUCAACCGUUAAGCUACCUGCGAUACGCGCUAACCCCUUACAAGCCACAUGAGAAAGCUGGCUUGGAACGAUCCGCCAUGUUCUCUCUCAAGGGCCGCGGAUACUUUGCCAUUCAAUCCACGCGGCCGCAAACGCUAGGAUACGGUCUGGCUGAUUCCCCCGUUGCUCUCCUUGCCUGGAUAUACGAAAAAUUAGUGGGCUGGACCGAUAACUAUCCUUGGGAAGACGAUGAAGUUUUGACUUGGGUCUCUAUUUACCUAUUCUCUCGCGCCGGUCCGACCGCGUCUACCCGUAUCUACUACGAAGUUAUACAGAACAAGCAUUUCGGGGACAAACUCGUACCCAAGGUUCCAACUGGUUUCUCGUAUUUCCCUCAAGAAAUUGUGCGCAAUCCAAUUUCUUGGACUCGUGGCGCAGGCCACGUCGUGUACCAAAAGGAACACGACAAAGGGGGUCAUUUUGCCGCCCAUGAGCGGCCAGAUGACCUUGUAGGGGAUCUCCGAGAAAUGUUUGGGAAGAAGGGACCAUGCUUUGGUGUCGUACCUGGAAAGGAUGGGGAGCUCGAUGAUGGCACUUGGAGUUCACAAACCUGGCGUAGUCGCACAAAUUUGACGGAGCAGUUGAAAGUCGUAGCGAUACAACUCUUCACGGGCGAGAUACAUCGCGAUCCCACCUAUGUUAUCCAUCAAGUAUACAUUAAGGCCAUCCAACUUGCCGACAUGCUGAUGAUGUGCGACGAAACUCGAAUAAGUCGCCUCUACAUAUCCCAGGAGCUCGAGGUCCAGAGCGGAGGCAGCACCACGAAACUGGACGACGUGGUUUCCCGCGACAACGGUGUAACUGGUCCCACCUUGGGCGGUUGA
Pleurotus ostreatus (oyster mushroom) is the source of this 1509-nucleotide messenger RNA. RefSeq lists its product as uncharacterized. The record is from RefSeq and is a predicted model, not a curated record. Bases 1 to 1509 code for a protein of 502 amino acids. NCBI's taxonomy places the organism in Eukaryota, Fungi, Basidiomycota, Agaricomycetes, Agaricales, Pleurotaceae. The transcript has 9 exons. Gene Ontology annotation, molecular function: epoxide hydrolase activity. Gene Ontology annotation, biological process: epoxide metabolic process.